Messenger RNA from Echinostoma caproni, 276 nucleotides. The record is from the annotation of a GenBank genome assembly. NCBI's taxonomy places the organism in Eukaryota, Metazoa, Platyhelminthes, Trematoda, Plagiorchiida, Echinostomatidae.
AUGUGUGCUAUAUCCAAGAAACUCGCAUUUAAGACUAGCUCCACCAUCCGAUUGACAUCCAAAGCAAAUCCAUCCGCGAAGUUUCAAUUGCGUCUUUCUGGGGACCCUGAGACUGCGGCUUCUAGUCUUGAUGACGCCGAGGUGGCUCUCAGUGAGAAAGUCGAAGCCGCACUCCUAGUUUGGAUCCCAGUCGAGAGGAGCUUGUUCCUGGCGUUAAUCACCCUGAUCGAGGAAAGUUGUGCUGUGAUGGUCGUACUCGCUCUGGGUUUGCGAUAA